Rhincodon typus (whale shark) is the source of this 1384-nucleotide messenger RNA. It is a transcript of the gene mettl3, whose product is annotated as methyltransferase like 3. The record is from RefSeq and is a predicted model, not a curated record. Lineage: Eukaryota; Metazoa; Chordata; Chondrichthyes; Orectolobiformes; Rhincodontidae. Gene Ontology annotation, cellular component: RNA N6-methyladenosine methyltransferase complex; nucleus. The transcript has 6 exons. The annotation marks the transcript as partial. Gene Ontology annotation, molecular function: mRNA m(6)A methyltransferase activity.
GAGAGGGAGUCAGUAUGUCUGUGCUCGCUCACACACAUCUCCCUGUCUCUCUUACCCUCCCACAGCAAUCCCUGAGGCGGCCCUGAGCCCGACUUUACGUAGCGACAGUCCCAUCCCUCAGGCCCACACGGCGACUGCGAAAGCCAGCAACCAGGAGGACGAUGUGAGAAUUGACCCGCAGCUGGAGAAGAACAUUCUGGAACAUCUGUCCGACCCGGGCCUAGUCCUCCCGACUGACUCCAUCGCCAUCAAGAAUGCACUUCAGGCUCAGGUGCCGUGCUCGGUCUCCCAGGCCAGCGUUGAGAGCCUGCUGCAGAAGUUCUCCAUCCAGGAGUUGAUCCAGAUCCGAGCCGCACCGUGCGCAGAUGGUCACUCGCUGACCAUGGUCACCUGGGCCGACCACGCCAAGCUGUCAGCCAUGGCGGUGCUGGUGCCCAGGGACCGGGGCCCCCGGCCCUCCGAGCAGCAGGCCGCUGGGACGAAAAGGCGGCUCGAGCCAGAGGGCCCGGCGCUGGCACUCCCGUCCGAGAGGAAGGUGGCAGAGCCCCUGAAGAAGUCCCGCAAGGUGGCGUCGGACCUCGACCUGGAGAUCGAGGACCUCCUCAACCAGCAGAGCAUCAAAGAGAGACGAAUCAUUAACAAGCACACAGAUAAGGCUCUGGGGGACUGCUCCUUCCUCAAUACCUGUUUCCACAUGGACACCUGUAAAUACAUUCACUAUGAGAUCGACAGCUCCAUGGAUGAUGCUCCGUGCCUGGCCGGAGCAGAGAACUGUUCAAGUGAGAACGCACUCAACAAGGAGGUCAGCAACGACCCCAGCCUGGGCAAACUCUUCCCCCCCCAGGUAAGGCACCGCGUGCUGUGUCUCUCAGUGACAGUCCCUGUGUUGCAGGUUGGAGUGAAAGGAAACCCGCAGGGAUUUAACAGGGGCCUGGACUGUGACGUGAUUGUAGCUGAGGUCCGAUCGACGAGUCACAAACCGGACGAGAUUUAUGGGAUGAUUGAGCGACUCUCUCCCGGGACCAGGAAGAUCGAGCUGUUUGGCCGACCCCAUAAUGUACAGCCCAACUGGAUCACACUGGGGAAUCAGUUGGAUGGGAUCCACCUGUUGGAUCCUGACGUUGUGGCGCGUUUUAAGAAAGGUUAUCCCAAUGGAGUCAUCACCAAAGUCAAGAAUCUGUGAGGGUGCGGAUUGGCGACGGAGGGUUUGAGCUGAGUCCCCGCAGCCCCCACCCCCCGCCCCGUGUCGCUGAGGCUCUCCCUUGUUGUAGUGAGCGGGUUCUGUGUAAAUAUGCUGUGACUGUUACAGCGCAGUGCUGGCUGGCUCUCUGCGCUCAUGGUCCAAGGAGCACUGACCUUCUGAAUAAAGCUGAGUGAGUUACCA